This is a messenger RNA of Penaeus indicus, 672 nucleotides long. RefSeq lists its product as uncharacterized. Bases 1 to 672 code for a protein of 223 amino acids. Lineage: Eukaryota; Metazoa; Arthropoda; Malacostraca; Decapoda; Penaeidae. The transcript has a single exon. The record is from RefSeq and is a predicted model, not a curated record.
AUGGCUGCCCCUCGCCCUCAGCACCUGCUGUGUCUGAGCCUCAGCGCCCUCGUCGUCGCCGUCUUCGCCUCGCCGACCUCCGCCUCCGCCAGGUUCUCGCCGCGGCCGCCCUUCCUGUUCCACGAGCGCGAGAAGGAGCAGGGGCAGCCGAAGCCCCGAGUUGAGUCCUCGAAGCGCUCGCGAGAGGACUUCAACUCCGACCUCGUCCAGUUCUUCUCGGAGGAGCAGGUGCAGGAGGCCACCAAGAUCCAGUACAAGUCCAUCCCUGAGCCGGUCAUCUACACGUCGCAGGUCCUCCAGCAGGGCGUCAGCUGCUCGACGCUGCACUCGGAGAUGCACGAGAACUACAUCAAGCCCGAGCUCAGACUCCGCCCCGAGUGGAUCUACGAGUCCAAGCUCAUCGGCGACUGCCCCACGCACUACGUCACCCGCGAGCUGCCGUCCAUCUACUCGCCCUCGACGGUGCUGGAGGCUGUCUGUGCCUGCGGGGGCUCCCAGUGCUCCGAGGACGGCCACCAGUGCGUCCCCGUGUCACGCCACGUCCCCGUGUGGGUGCGUCGGGGGCCCAACCUCCAUGUACUCGACGUCGAGGAACUGACGGUGGCGUGUGCCUGCGCCCGGAGGCCCAGCGCCGGCGGGAACUUCAUCUUCAACGCGGCGGUCGAGAGCUAA